This is a messenger RNA of Diuraphis noxia (Russian wheat aphid), 2523 nucleotides long. RefSeq names its product no receptor potential A (gene norpA). Gene Ontology annotation, molecular function: phosphatidylinositol-4,5-bisphosphate phospholipase C activity; calcium ion binding. Gene Ontology annotation, biological process: phosphatidylinositol metabolic process; release of sequestered calcium ion into cytosol; phosphatidylinositol-mediated signaling. The record is from RefSeq and is a predicted model, not a curated record. Lineage: Eukaryota; Metazoa; Arthropoda; Insecta; Hemiptera; Aphididae.
UCGUCGGUAGCUGCUGACGAUAGUUUGUUAUUAUUAUGGUUCGCGUAGAUUUCGUUUGAUGUCAUGUUUUUGAAAUUAAUACAAUAACAUUGUUUACUCGUCUCGUUCACGUUGGAAUUGUUUUUAUUUCUCUCUCGCUGACCAUUAAUUGCUUGGACGUCCGUCGGAUCCAUUUCACUUAUCGCGGCUGUCGCUUGCCYAUAUAGACGCACCCGCAUACCGAUCGAUAUCGACCGUCGAAUAUCGUUGUUACGAUAAUAUCGUUAAACAUUAUCCCCGUGGUCCUCGGAAUCGACGCCAAAAUGACGGCUGCCACACCGGUGGUGGCUGGUGUCCGCCGACGGACUCGAUAGAAAACGUCCGACAGCCAUUAUUACUGUCGGAUUUCCGGGGUGACGGACGAGACACGUUUGCAAUUCCCUCAACUUCGUACCCAAAUAAAUACUUGUGCCGUUUGUAUAAUAGUUACAAGUCGGUCGUUGUUUCCGAGAGAAAACCAAUAUUUACUCCAUGAACACAACGUGAAUAUAACGGCCAGUUGGUCGCAAUGACAAAGAAAUUUGAGUUCAAUUGGCAGAUCCCAGUUCCUGAUGUGUUGCUACAAGGUUGUUUAUUCGACCGCUGGUCUGAAGAAAAAGACAAUGUGGACAUCGAAAAUAAUUGUUUAUUUAAAGUUGAUGAAUAUGGAUUUUUCAUCUAUUGGAAAAGCGAAAAUCGAGAUGGRGACGUCAUUGAGUUAUGCCAGGUCAGUGACAUACGCUCUGGAGGAUUACCUAAAGAUACUCGACAACAGCAGCAGUUGAUAAAUAAACAUGGCGAUAACUUAGAAGAGAAAUCCCUAACUAUAUGCAGCAACACGGAUUACAUCAACAUAAAUUACCAGCACGUUAUUUGUCCAGAUGCUGCUACAGCUAAACAAUGGCAAGAAGGUCUUCGUAAGAUUACGCAUAAUAACAAAAUGAAUAAUGUUUGUGUACGAACAAAUCUUAUGAAACAUUGGAUGCGAUUAGGCAUGUUGGUGGAUCCAAAAGGUAAAGUUCCUGUAAAAGUAAUUGCUAGAACAUUUGCUUCAGGUAAAACUGAAAAAAUGGUUUACCAGUGUCUGGCUGAUCUCAAMUUGCCUAGUGGAAAAAAUGAUACUAUUGAGCCGUCUGAUUUCACAUUUGAUAAAUUCUAUGAACUUUAUCACAAGAUAUGCCCUAGAAAUGAUAUUGAAGAACUUUUCCAGUCAAUAACUCAAGGAAAAGCUGAAAAUAUCAGUUUGGAUCAGUUUAUCACAUUCCUAAAUGAGAAACARCGCGAUCCUCGUUUAAAUGAAAUUUUAUACCCUUUGUAUGAUGAAAAGAGAGCAAUUGAAAUUAUCAAUGACUAUGAACCAUCUGAAGAGGUGAAGARUGAAAAGCAAUUAUCAAAAGAAGGUCUUAUUAGAUAUUUAAUGUCUGAUGAAAAUGCUCCAGUGUUUUUGGAUCGAUUAGAAUUCUACAUGGAUAUGGAUCAACCUUUAGCCCAUUAUUAUAUUAACUCAUCUCAUAAUACAUAUUUGUCUGGACGACAAUUUGGUGGCAAGUCUAGUGUUGAAAUGUAUCGUCAAACACUUUUAGCUGGAUGCAGAUGUGUUGAACUCGAUUGUUGGGAUGGUAAAGGCGAAGAAGAAGAACCGAUUAUUACUCAUGGGAAAGCCAUGUGUACAGAUAUUCUAUUUAAGGAUGUAAUUUAUGCUAUUCGAGACACGGCAUUUGUAACAUCUGACUUUCCAAUUAUUUUAUCAUUUGAAAAUCAUUGUUGCAAAAGUCAACAAUACAAACUUGCCAAAUAUUGUGAUGAAAUUCUUGGAGAUUUAUUAAUGAGAGAAUGCUUACCUGAUUUUCCAUGUGAUCCAGGAGUGCCAUUACCUCCCCCAUCAUUACUUAAAAGAAAAAUCAUGAUUAAAAAUAAACGAUUAAAGCCAGAAGUUGAAAAAAGUGAGUUAGAGCUGUUUAGAAAAGGUCAGUUUGUCAUUGAAGAUGAAGAAAAAGAGGAUGCAACUGCAGUGACUUCAAAUCCACCUGAAGAAAAAAAGGUUGAAGUACCUGAUGUAGGAACAGGUACUGAAGGCGCCGAGGCUCCACCACCAAUUCAAUAUACUGGAUCAACUACAAAUGUUCAUCCGUGGUUAUCUUCAAUGGUUAAUUAUGCUCAGCCUAUCAAGUUUCAGGGUUUUGAUGUAGCUGAAAAAAAGAAUAUUCAUCAUAACAUGAGUUCUUUUGCUGAAAACACUGGACUUGGGUAUYUGAAAUCUCAGGCAAUUGAAUUUGUAAACUACAAUAAAAGACAGAUGAGCCGUAUAUAUCCAAAAGGAACCCGUGCUGAUUCUUCAAACUAUAUGCCACAAGUUUUUUUGGAAUGCGGGUUGUCAAAUGGUAUCGUUAAAUUUUCAAACUGCUGACUUGCCUAUGCAGCUUAAUCAGGGAAAAUUUGAAUACAACGGUAACUGUGGAUACUUAUUGAAACCAGAUUUCAUGCGCAGAGCAKAUCGAAGCUUUG